AUGUCCCGCAAAGCCACUAUUACACUUGCCACUACCGUCGCCGUCACGAUAGGCGUUGUCUAUGGCGUGCACUGGCAGCAACAAAAGGAGCACGAAGUCAUGUAUCAAGGCGUGCUACGUGAUGACGAGCGUCGACGGGAUAAGAUGAAGCAGCGGGAGGAAGACCUUCGAAUAUCCCAGGAGAAGCGAAGAAUAUACGAAGCUGUACAGACCGUGAAGCCCUCCACGGACAGCCAUUCCGAACCCUCCGAGCCUUCGCUAUCUGGUUCGAGAAGCUCGUGGCGUUUAUGGUGA
Messenger RNA from Peniophora sp. CBMAI 1063, 294 nucleotides. Lineage: Eukaryota; Fungi; Basidiomycota; Agaricomycetes; Russulales; Peniophoraceae. The record is from the annotation of a GenBank genome assembly.